This is a messenger RNA of Phyllostomus hastatus (greater spear-nosed bat), 4055 nucleotides long. RefSeq names its product four and a half LIM domains 5 (gene FHL5). Gene Ontology annotation, cellular component: nucleus; Z disc. The transcript is spliced from 8 exons. Gene Ontology annotation, biological process: positive regulation of transcription by RNA polymerase II. The coding region runs from base 266 to 1120 and encodes 284 amino acids. Gene Ontology annotation, molecular function: transcription coactivator activity. NCBI's taxonomy places the organism in Eukaryota, Metazoa, Chordata, Mammalia, Chiroptera, Phyllostomidae. The record is from RefSeq and is a predicted model, not a curated record.
GUUGGGAGGGGCCCUCGGAUAACUCUGGUGGCUCACUCUGUCCCUUUGGAGUUGACCUAUGAAUGCGUUGGAGGGAAAAAUCAUCACACAGUCUCCUUUUAACUGUUUAAAUUACAGGGAGAAGCAGCUUUAAGAAAAAUUGAAUGGCGGAAAGAUCUUCCUAACUAAUUUGUUUAACUGGAGUUGUCAUUAGAGUAAAAAAGACUGUUCAUAUUUCCAUGGAAUUCCACCUCCAGAACUCUCCAGCAAGAAAGAUCGAACCAAAAUGACAAAUUCUCAAUUUGACUGUCAAUACUGCACAGUGUCACUUCUUGGGAAGAAGUUUAUGCUCAAGGACGGCAAUCCAUACUGCCUUUCAUGUUAUGAUCGUGUCUUUUGUAACUAUUGUGAGGAGUGCAAACAAGCAAUUGAAUCAGAUUCCAAGGAUCUUUGUUACAAAGGCCGGCACUGGCACGAAAGAUGCUUCAACUGUGCCAAGUGCAAUCACUCUUUGGUGGAAAAGCCUUUUGCUGCCAAGGAUGAGCGCCUGCUGUGCUCAGAGUGCUAUUCUAACGAGUGCUCCUCCAAGUGCUUCCACUGCAAGAAGACCAUCAUGCCUGGUUCCCGCAAAAUGGAAUUUAAGGGAAACUACUGGCAUGAAACCUGCUUUGUGUGUGAGCAUUGCCGACAGCCAAUAGGAACUAAACCUUUGAUCUCCAAAGACAGUGGCAAUUACUGCGUGCGGUGUUUUGAGAAGGAGUUUGCCCACUACUGCAGCUUUUGUAAGAAGGUGAUAACUUCAGGUGGGAUAACAUUUCGUGACCAGCCAUGGCACAAAGAGUGUUUUCUGUGUAGUGGCUGUAGGAAAGAGCUCUGUGAAGAAGAGUUCAUGUCCAGAGAUGGUUAUCCAUUCUGCCUUGACUGCUAUGACCACCUUUAUGCCAAAAAGUGUGCAGCCUGCACCAAACCCAUUACUGGUCUCAAGGGUGCCAAGUUCAUCUGCUUUCAAGACCGCCAGUGGCACAGCGAGUGCUUUAACUGCGGGAGGUGCUCAGUGUCCUUGGUGGGGGAAGGCUUCCUGACCCAGAACAAGGAGAUCUUCUGCCGCAAAUGUGGCUCUGGAGUGGAGACUGACAUCUAGAAGGAGAUGGUCCUUCCCUACCUAAAAUCCACCUUGCUUUUGUUCUCACUAAACCCAGAAGUUGGUUGAAGUCAUAUUUCUGGCUUAAGUUUUAAAAAAUUAUUAAUGUAGAGUUCAUAACAGAAGGGUUUGGCAAACGUCCUGAUUGAACUGUAUUAUAAGAGCACAAAAAAGCACAGUUUAACAGGAAGGAAUAUAUACUAUUUCACAAAGGCACCUAUCCUUGCAAAACACUGCACUCUGCUGUUGGAAACAUAAGAAAUUAUCUCUUUAUUGUAAUCAGGUAUAUGACCUAUACAAAGAAGUCAUGGAUAUUAUUACUGAAGACAUGUUCUUCAAAGGUGCAGAGUAAAAACGAAAUUAAGAGAUCAAAUUAAAAGGCACCAGUUUGCAUUCCUACCAAGCCAGUUUUACAUAAUGUGAUGUGAACAGUAGGGCCACAGGGAUCAGGGAAAACUGAUAAACAAUCAUCACAUAUAAGAAUUCUGUCAUUUUAUCUUUCUUUUAUUACUCACACAUACGGACUUGGAACACCAAAACUGCAAUUGCCCUCAUCCGCACUGCUUCCAAACACUGGUUGGUUCCCGCGUUUAAUCAAUGGAAUCUGAGGAUUGUAGGUGCUGUGGCUCUCAUAUAUUACACAGAUACAGUGGGUCCUCCCUAUCUAGGGAUUGUCAAAACACAGGUUUCAACACGUUUUGUGUUAAAUGCGCUUUCAAAGCCCACAUGAUUUUUCUAAAGACUUACUUUCUUUCAUGAAAGAAAAUGUCUCUUCUUUCAAAUGAGCUAACCAGAAUAAUCAUUGUCCCCAAAGGCAAACCUUUAAAGUAAAUAGAUCAUUAAAUCAUCACUUGUGGAAAUGAGUUUUAGGGAAGGGAUUGAGUGUUGGAACACGACUUUCAUCCAGAUAUCUAAAGGCAUAAUAGAAUGCAUAAUUAGCUCUGAGCCUCAUGCAUUCUGACUUCUAAAAUUACAUUGAUGAUUAAUGGAAGACCAUAAAAGUGGGCUUUAAAGACAGCUAGUAAUAAUAAGAACCGAAAAAGAAUAAUUCACAGCUGGUGAUUCAGGACCCAGAAAGCAGCAGUGUAGAGCCACAUGGGCUAUAAGCGAGCCCUCCCACCUUCCCUCCACGCCUACACUGCGCUCCCCACCCAUGCUGACCAUGCCCUGGAGGUGCACUCGCAACCCAAAGCAGCCAUUCUACAAAUAAGUCCAUUGUAUUGGUCAUAAGGGAAGUAGUAGCCUUAGUGAAAAGUCUAACUGUCCCUGGACAAUAUUUUUCACAUCAGGUGGGACAAAUGGAAAGCCACCUCUGCUCCCUUUUUCAGUCCACUUGAGUGGGGUAGAGGGAGAUCAGGAGAAGAAGCUCUCGAAGACAUAACAAUUUUAUGUAUCUGCUCUCAGAUUAUAAUAUAACAUUAAACUUUCUGAUUGAAAUCUAAUUAUAUGUUGUGGCCAAUUACCAUGAUUAAAAUAGCAUCACAGGGGAUCCAAUUAAAAUUGUUAUGGAAACACAAUUUUUGGAAUAGUUUAAAAUGCAAGGACAUUUGGAGAUGCUAACAAUUUAGAGAUACUAAUAAAAGGUCAGGCUACAUAUGUUAUUUGAAAAUAGUAAUUGUCUUUCUUUUUUUUUUUUUUUGUAUUAACAAUGCCAAGAUCUUUUUUUCACAUUCACUUUAUAAAAUGUAGGGACAACUAUCAAUUUUUUCCUGAUUUGUUUGAAAUUUCACAUAACAAGGAACAAAAUAUGCCAAUUUUUCAAUAACCUAGAAAACAAUAAAUCAUUACAUAUUUAGAAAGCCAAGGCAUUCUUCUAAGACUGGAUAGAUUCACAACAUGUAACAUUAACUCAGUUAACCAAUUACAUAUAAACAUACAAAAUGUAAUGUUUUCUUAAUUAAACAAUUGGUAUUAUUGGGGCAUUUUGCUGCAUGUAGGGGGUGGGAUCAGGCUUGAGUGGUAGUGGUGCUGAGGCGAGGGGAGGGGCGGCCAGGCUUUGGAAAUGUGAGAAUGUCAGAUAAACAUCCUUCCCCACAGCUUAUAAAAAGUGUCACAGACCUUCUACUAUAAUUGAUUUCAGGUCAGUCAAGGAAAAAGUUCACUAAAGGACCCAUUUAAAGAUGGAACUGACAGCCUCGAGAAGCAGGGAGCUCCCAUGGAUUCAAAGAGCAGCAUCUGCACAGGCAGGAAGCAGAAGCAAGUCCUGUGCUAAAAACAGCUUGAUGGCCAGGGCACAACAGAGAACUGCCCCAAACUGCCCCAAAGAGAAAGGGUCAGAUGACAGGAGAAUGUUAACUCUCCUUUAAGUUUUAUAAAGGUUUAUAUUUGACAUAAAGUGCAAUAGAAAGUUAUCAACUAUUCUUAAGUAGAGGAGAAAAAACAAUGCAACAGAGUCUGAGAAAGAUCCUGCUAAAGAUUCUGUGAGGCCUAGAACCGAAGAGGGCGAGGUCCAAAGGCUAGGCCUCCUCAUGCCUGUGGCUAGUGGCAAUGAAAAGAGAAAGUUAAGUAUCAAUAAGUAAUAAUAAGAGCUAUAUCCGGAAGACAACAAACCAAAAUAUUUCAUGAUGUCACAUGAUUAGAAAUGACAAAAAUGCAGAAAAGAAUUCCUGCUUCCAUGCUAACAGGCAGGGCGCCUAAGGGCUCGGUGUGCACUCUACCAAUGGACCGCAGAACAACCCAGGCCCACUGGUUAAAGGAGGUGUGACAAUGCUACUGUCAAGAGUCCAAAACUUACAUACUCAAUAUAACUAUACAAAGAAAGCCUUCUGUUGUAUGCUGUACCACAAAUGAAAAAUCAACCCAAAAGUAUGUCUGAUGUUAGUGACACCAUUUUUUAAUUUUAGUAACAUGUACUUUUUAAUCUACCUGGCAUAUUAAUAAUUAUAUUUAAAAUAAAAAAUGAUUGUUAUAGUAUGUUUUAGAUACAUUUAAUUGA